Molecule: messenger RNA, 1594 nt
Organism: Chlorella variabilis
Lineage: Eukaryota; Viridiplantae; Chlorophyta; Trebouxiophyceae; Chlorellales; Chlorellaceae
Exons: 12
Coding region: 34-981 (315 amino acids)
Biological process (GO): pentose-phosphate shunt, non-oxidative branch; carbohydrate metabolic process; pentose-phosphate shunt
Cellular component (GO): cytoplasm; intracellular anatomical structure
Molecular function (GO): transaldolase activity
Source: RefSeq, a predicted model, not a curated record
CAGGCCGCCAACCAGCUGGAGGCGCUGAAGCAGAUGAGCAAGGUGGUGGCAGACACGGGAGAGAUAUGGGCCAUCAAGCAGUACAAGCCCGUGGACUGCACCACCAACCCCAGCCUGGUGCUUAAGGCCAUGAAGGACCCGGAGUAUGCCCGCUUCCUGGAUGAUGCCGUGUACCAGGAGCGGCGGCGCGGCAACCCGCCGGGCCUCAGGCCCCACUCCUUCAUCGCCGACCAGCUGGCCGUCAACAUCGGCACCGAGCUGCUGUCCAUCGUGCCGGGCAGGGUUUCCACAGAGGUGGACGCCCACCUGUCGUUCGACGCGCAGGCCACCUACGACAAGGCACUGCACCUGGUGGACCUGUAUGUGGAGCGCGGCAUCGACCCCAAGCGCCUCUACAUCAAGAUCGCCAGCACCUGGGACGGCAUCCGCGCGUGCGAGAUGCUGCAGCAGGAGGGCAUCGACUGCAACAUGACGCUGCUGUUCAGCUUUGCGCAGGCUGUGGCGUGCGCCGACGCCGGCGCCGCCCUCAUCUCUCCCUUUGUGGGCCGCAUCUUGGACUGGCACAAGAAGGAGCACAAGAGGAUGUACACGCCUGAGGAGGACCCGGGCGUUGCCAGUGUGCGGCGCAUCUACAGCUACUACAAGAAAUACAACUACCCCACCAUCGUCAUGGCGGCGUCGUUCCGCAAUGCGGGCGAGAUCCGCCAGCUGGCGGGCUGCGACAACAUCACCAUCGCGCCGCCGCUGCUGGAGGAGCUGGAGGCGUGCACCGACCCGCUGCCCUACCAGCUCUGGCCCCGCAUGGGCGGCUGCGAGGACGACCACAUCCGAAUGGACUUCUUCGCAAAGGAGACCUUUGACGCCAUGCACGGCGCCGACAGGAUGGCGGUGGACAAGCUGCAGGAGGGGAUCGACAACUUUGCGGCCGAUCAGCUGAAGCUGGAGGAGCUGAUUGCGGCCACGCUGGAGAAGAAAGAAUAGGCGCAGCUGUAGAAGAAAGAAUAGGGGCAGCCGCGAGACGCCUCGCGUCUCGAGCCUUGCUCUCCGAGGAAGCAGCGCCGGAGCAGCACGCGCCUCGUUGCCCGAUGCUGGGAACACUGCUCGUGCCGGUGGGCCCGAGUGAAACGCCGCCUGCUGACCAAACAGGCGCCGAGACGGAAGCAACCCCACGCCAACGAAUGCCGCCACCUAACCCACAACGACACUGACGAUGCCAGCCCUCCUCCUUCAAGCUAGUGCCCAGCGAGCCGUGUUGUGACUCCACGACGAUUCAUUGCUGCUUUAUGCCACGCCCCUGCCGGGGCUGCGCCCUUGCAUGCGGUGUGCAUGCCGUGCCCCCUCACCUGCGCAUGCACUGUUGCAUGCUUGCCCCCUACGUACAUACGCAUUUGCCCCUUGUUCCGCUUUGCCUGUUCUGUUGACAUCACCUCGUGCUCGCUCUCACUUUUCCUCUGCGCCGCGCACGUGGCGCCUUCUGCCGAUACCGCCCGCCACCCUGCAACACGCUGCACCUGCCCUCAGCGCAUUCCGCCUGCAUGUGCAUGCCUGCAUGUUUAUCUACUACUCUCAGCGACGCCUGUAAUAGCGGCACAUC